Ochlerotatus camptorhynchus is the source of this 1539-nucleotide messenger RNA. RefSeq names its product phenoloxidase-activating factor 2-like. The coding region runs from base 216 to 1466 and encodes 416 amino acids. The transcript is spliced from 3 exons. Gene Ontology annotation, molecular function: serine-type endopeptidase activity. Lineage: Eukaryota; Metazoa; Arthropoda; Insecta; Diptera; Culicidae. Gene Ontology annotation, biological process: proteolysis. The record is from RefSeq and is a predicted model, not a curated record.
AUCUCGUUUCUGAGUUGCUGUGCGAUCGUGUCGUUCGACUUCGGUUGUUGUUUCGGGAUCGAUUCUGGGAAGCACCGAAAAGUUGCGACGGGUGCUUCGUUUGCUGGCUUAAAUGAUUUUGAUCUAUAGACGGUUAACGUUAAUCGAGUGCGAACUGUGAAGCGUGAUACCUCUGUUCUGUUAUUGCAUUAAGAAAAAUCACGCCCGUGAUCAUAAUGCUGCUUCGGUUUUCUACCGUUGCCGCUGUGGCGCUGCUGCUAGUUGCCCAGACAUACGCUCAGGAUGAUUUGGAUUCUUUGUUUGAGUCGGUUUUCAAUAAUCCAGAAAAUAACAACAACAAUAAUCCCGCUGCAAUAACCACUCCACCACCAGCUCCGCAAGCUAUCAUACCACAACCACAACAACCUCAACCACAAUACACUUGCACCGGAGAGUGUGUCCCGUACUACCUGUGCAAUGAUAAUCAGAUCAUCACCGACGGCACUGGUAUCAUCGAUAUUCGUGUCGGCGAAGAUAUUGCUGUGGAAAAUGAAUGUCCGAAUUACCUGGACACGUGCUGCGAAAAAGGAGAUGUUCUAGAGGUACCUCCAGAGACUGCUACGAAAGCACCACCACCAAACAAGGAGUACUCUUGUGGACAACGUAACCCCGAUGGUCUCGGAUUCAGAAUCACUGGCAACAAGGAUGGUGAAUCAGAGUACGGUGAAUUCCCAUGGAUGGUGGCUGUUCUACGAGAGGAUAAGGUCAUGGAUUCCGUUUUGAAUGUGUACGAAUGUGGUGGAUCCCUAAUUGCACCGAACGUGGUUCUAACUGCUGCCCAUUGCGUUGCCAACAAGCAGCAGGAUACUUUGCUGGUACGAGGAGGAGAAUGGGAUACCCAAACCAGGAACGAACUUUAUGCUCAUCAGGAUCGCCGCGUACUCGAGGUUAUUUCCCAUGAACAGUUUAACAAGGGCUCGUUGAAAAAUGAUGUAGCCCUGUUGAUUUUGGACCAGCCAUUUGAUCUUGCCGAGAAUAUUCAGCCAGUCUGCUUGCCGCCAAACAAUCACAACUUCGAUGGCAGUAAAUGUUUCGCUUCCGGAUGGGGAAAGAACGUUUUCGGAAAGGAGGGCAAAUAUCAGGUCAUCUUGAAGAAGGUUGAGCUGCCAAUUGUACCUCAUAAAACCUGCCAGAAUUCUUUGCGUACGACACGAUUGGGUCUUCGUUUUAUUCUGGAUCGUAGCUUCACAUGCGCUGGAGGUAUAAACGGUCAGGAUACCUGCCGUGGCGAUGGAGGUUCUCCACUUGUGUGUCCAAUUCCUGGAAAUCCAACGAAAUACUACCAGGCCGGUAUCGUUGCUUGGGGUAUUGGUUGCGGUGAACAGGGAAUUCCUGGAGUUUACGCAAAUGUUGCAAAUUUCCGCGGCUGGAUCGAUCAGCAGCUAUCAAAGCGUCAAAUUGAAGCAAAACACUACACAUACACUUAAAUUAAAUUAAAGUUUCAUACGACAUUUUAUUGACAUUUUUAAAGGAUAGACUAAACUGAAAUAACAAUGAAAA